AUGCGAGAACAACAAUCGCGUGCUACUCAAGAACGUCAUGAAAGAAAAUUGAACGAAUUAUUGAAACUUCCUGGGAAUGAUAAAUGUGCAGACUGCAAUGCCAAAAAUCCACGUUGGUCAUCGUAUUCUUUGGGUAUAUUUUUAUGUAUUCGUUGUGCAAGUCUUCACCGAAAAAUGGGAACUCAUGUGUCAAAGGUGAAAUCGCUUAGUAUGGAUACUUGGUCUGUUGAACAAAUCGAGUAUUUACGUCAAAGUGGUGGUAAUAAUAAAGUCAAUCAUCAAGUCAAUCCUUAUCCUGAAAAACACCCAUUACCUCUAAACUUUAAAGACGAUGAAUUGUAA
Halteromyces radiatus is the source of this 342-nucleotide messenger RNA. RefSeq lists its product as uncharacterized. Gene Ontology annotation, cellular component: Golgi apparatus. The record is from RefSeq and is a predicted model, not a curated record. Gene Ontology annotation, molecular function: GTPase activator activity. The transcript is spliced from 3 exons. Lineage: Eukaryota; Fungi; Mucoromycota; Mucoromycetes; Mucorales; Cunninghamellaceae. Gene Ontology annotation, biological process: endoplasmic reticulum to Golgi vesicle-mediated transport; intra-Golgi vesicle-mediated transport; endocytosis. Bases 1 to 342 code for a protein of 113 amino acids.